AUUAAAAUAUACAUCAACAAAAGCCAGGUUCUCACUGUGCUGGGGUAUGUACCCUGGGCAGCUGCUGUACUGUGGACAUUUCCUGGGGCCCAGCUGAGGGGAGAGUUUGCAUCCAAGCUUACAUCAAUGACCUCAAUGACCGACUGCCCCCAGGAGGAAAGAGCCGGAACCAGGUGACUGCCUUCCUUGCUGCUCUGAGUAAGCCUGUGGCUUUGCGGCCUGUCCUCAGAGCAGCCUCUGACCUGUCCAGGCACCCUGUCCAACUGGCUACAAGGACAGAAACAGGUCCUGCACAACCCUCAGUGGACCAGUCUACUUGGUUAAGGAGCCUGUGUCCAGCCUGCCCUGAGGAGGCCCUGGCUACAGCCAUGGCAGGUACCUGUGACAGGGCCCCAGACUUCCUCUCCCCAUCUGAAGAUCAGGCCCUGGGACCUGCCCUGGGCAGUGCAGUUUCUCUGAACUGCACGGCUAGGGUGGUCUCUGGACCAUACUGCCCCCAGCCUUCAGUCCAGUGGCUAAAAGACGGGCUUCCAUUGCCCAAUGGAAGCCACUACAGUCUCCAUGAGGACUUCCGGGUCAAGACCAACUUCUCAGAGGUGCUUGUGUCCAGUAUCCUGGGGGUCAACUUGACCAAUGCUGAGGACUAUGGGGCCUUCACCUGCUCUGUCCAGAAUGUCAGCUCCUUCUCCUUCACUCUUUGGAGAGCUGGCCUGGCAGGCCAUGUGGCCGCAGUGUUGGCCUCCCUCCUGGUCCUGUUGGCUCUGCUGCUAGCAGCCCUGUUAUACCUCAAAUGCCGCCUCAACGUGCUGCUUUGGUACCAAGAUGCUUAUGGGGAGGUGGAGAUGAAUGACGGGAAACUCUACGACGCCUACGUGUCCUAUAGCGACUCCCCAGAGGACCGCAAGUUCGUGAACUUCAUCUUGAAGCCGCAGCUGGAGAGGCGUCGGGGGUACAAGCUCUUCCUGGACGACCGCGACCUCCUCCCGCGUGCAGAGCCUUCAGCCGACCUCCUGGUGAACUUGAGCCGCUGCCGGCGCCUCAUCGUGGUGCUUUCAGACGCCUUUCUAGGCCGAGCCUGGUGCAGCCACAGUUUCCGGGAGGGCCUGUGCCGGCUGCUGGAGCUCACACGCAGACCCAUCUUCAUCACCUUCGAGAGCCAGAAGCGUGACCCCACGCACCCAGCACUCCACCUGCUGCGCCAGCAUCGCCAUUUGGUGACCCUACUGCUCUGGAAGCCUGGCUCCGUGACGCCUUCCUCUGAUUUUUGGAAAGAGCUGCAGCUUGCACUGCCACGGAAAGUGCAGUAUAGGCCCGUGCAGGGAGACCCCCAGACCCAGCUGCAGGACGACAAGGAUCCCAUGCUGAUUGUGCAAGGCCGUGUUGCUGAGAGCCGGGCCCUAGAGCGGGAGCUGGACCCUGACCCGGAGGGAGACCUGGGUAUGUCCACCCAGACCCACUACUACGACUGCCUCUCUCUGUGGAGGUGCUUGGAUCCAAGACCUCCCUGGGAACUUCCUGGACUUCUAGUGCCACUGUGGCUGGGGGUGAGCAGGGAGUGGCCUCCAAGUGGUGGGGUCCUGGUGAAAGGCAGUUUGUGGACUGUCCAGCUUCAGGCCUUGUCGUACCCUCCACACCCAGGUGUCCGUGGGCCUGUCUUUGGGGAGCCACCAGCUCCAGUACAUGCAAGUGGGGUCUUGCUGGGAGAGGGCCGUGGCAGCGAGAUGGACGUCUCUGAUCUCGGUUCCCGAAACUACAGUGCCCGUACAGACUUCUACUGCCUGGUGUCUGAGGACGAUGUGUAGCCCUCACCCCAACACAGUGUAGAAUCAUGGGGGCAGCGGUGGGGUAGGGGCAGGCAGGCUUCCCCCGGAAAGGCCAAAACCCCUGCCUGUAGACCCUGCCUUCUCCCUCAGGGAAGGAGUAUGGCUCCAGAGUGCCUUCAAAUAAAGUCCUCUUGGCUUUUGCCUGGGCCUUCUCUUCUGGAUGGGU
Messenger RNA from Castor canadensis (American beaver), 1989 nucleotides. Lineage: Eukaryota; Metazoa; Chordata; Mammalia; Rodentia; Castoridae. The record is from RefSeq and is a predicted model, not a curated record.